Messenger RNA from Aspergillus sclerotioniger CBS 115572, 1071 nucleotides. RefSeq lists its product as uncharacterized. The transcript has a single exon. Lineage: Eukaryota; Fungi; Ascomycota; Eurotiomycetes; Eurotiales; Aspergillaceae. The record is from RefSeq and is a predicted model, not a curated record. Bases 322 to 912 code for a protein of 196 amino acids.
GGUAAGUACAGCUAGUUAGGAGGAUCCUUAUGCUCAGUUCGUUGGUAUUAAUCACGUGGACACUGGCGCCCCCUCAUAGUUAAUGACAGCAACACUAGUCAACAAUAAGUCAAGUGUUCCCUCCUCAAUAAGCCUUUUUUUCCUUAUUGUGCCGGGAACAAUAGAAAGUUUCUCCCCUCUCUCCGUCUACACCAUCUCAUCUAGUAAUACCAUCCACAGUCUACCGUCCCCCCAUCCACAACCAUCCGGCUACACAAGCCUUUUAAGACCCCAAGACAACAAAAACAAACAUAACCGAGAAGUAUUGGAGUGAAAUUGUUCAUGUUCAGACUUUUUUUAACACCUUUUCUUUUGCAAGCAAGCGACCUUUUAACACACGGGAAUCCCAAAGUAGCAUGGUUUCAAAAAAAGAAACGAGAGAAGAGGAAAAACUCUAUCAGCAAGAAGUCAAAAGUCACGGGUAAGUCAAAGUCCCAGGUUCUCCAACAACACCACAGGCAAAAAAUAAGCAAAGCGACGCAAGAACGGAAAAGAGAAAAGACAAGACAUAUUGUAAGCAAAAAAAGGCCAGAAACCGGUCUGAAAACACUAUCUACAGAACUGACGCCGCAGUGCCACCAUUAUUUUUUGUCUUCCCUUUCUUCCGAGUGGAACCUCAUGUAUCAACAAAGGCUAAAGAAAGACCACUGCGUUGCUGCGGCUCUGCACAUCCAGCACAAAGCCUUGCGCGAAAUUGCUUUUCGUUUUUCAAUCCGGAACCGUUCAAUCACUCAAUGGCAAUCUAGUCCCCAAGUCCCUGGUGGGCAGAUCCUGAGGCUGCGCAGAGACCUAGAUAUGCGACCUAGUGCGAUGUAUCGCGGAGGGACAUACCAAUGGAAGACAACAAAUGAGAAACCCAUCUUUCUGUUUUGACCCCAAACUCACAAGGCCGUCAAAUCAAACAAUGCCAGGAGCAAGCAAAAGAAACCGGAAAAUCCAUGCCGAUGCGUUCAUCGGCGGAUGAGUCGUGAGAGGUCUUGAAAUUCUUGGAUAGGACUGAUCUAUUACCAGACCAAAACACGGUCGUCCCGA